Messenger RNA from Caenorhabditis auriculariae, 1947 nucleotides. NCBI's taxonomy places the organism in Eukaryota, Metazoa, Nematoda, Chromadorea, Rhabditida, Rhabditidae. The record is from the annotation of a GenBank genome assembly.
AUGGCUUCUACGCCUCCAAACGGCCUCGAGCUGGAUACGUCAGACGUCGCGACACCGUGUACAAUUAUCGACGCAACAAAAAGACUCCGAAUCCACGGAGAUCACGGCUACGACCAUCGAGAGCCAGGUGAUCUUUUAGAACUGAUUUCAAUUGAAACUAUUUUUGCUGAAAUGCGAUUUGCAGACGACUGCGACUUGCGGUCAGACGUCAGUGAGCAGUUUUCGCAAACCUCCGACGCCACGACGACUGUGAAGCAGCCGUUUCCUCAGACAUCCACGAAAGUAAGCUUUUUCUCCAACUAUUCUUUUAUUUUCUCUCAAUAUGUUUUUGAAUGAAAACCUCGAAUUUUAAUAUGAUUAUAAAAUCUUUCCUAAAAACGUUCUUUGGUGAGAUUCAACCGUAUUAUUUAAUGCAUUUGUGUAUUUCCUGUUCUGAGUGGAAUUGAAGUUCCUGGUUGAUAGUUUGUGACGACAGACGUCAACUUCAAGAAAAAAAAACUGUCUUUUGUAAAAAACUUAUUAGUGAAUGUAUAUUUUUUAACAAAAUUUGAAACUUUAGUUUCAAUGAUUUUCUCUUUUUGUUACAUUUUCGUUAUCAGUUUGCUUUGAAUGAUAUUAAUUGAAUAUUAAAUUUGUGAGAAAUAAAGUUCUCCUUUUUCUCUCAGUUUUAUCAAGUUUUCAGUUGGAUUUCGUUGAAUUUCGUUGAAUUUUCAAUGCUCUCAACAUAUCAUUUUUCUAUUUUAAGUUUUCAAUAUUUUGAGGAAUUUGUUCUCUUAAGGUCUAUUACCACAUCGAUGACGAGACGACGCCUUACCUGACGGAGGUACAUGUUCCGCCGGAUUUCAUCACUCUGGGCGACGUCAAGCGCGUUCUCAUGCGCUCCAACUUCAAAUAUUAUUGCAAAGCCGUGGAUCCUGACUCUGGCUAGUAAGUAUUCUGCGGAUAUUCUCCAAAACCCUUCAUUUUACAGCGAAGUCAAGGCGGAGAUGCGCGACGACAUGCAGAAGCUGUCGCGUUCCCCGAACGGUCGCUUCGAACUUUUUCUCCUCACCACCGAAGGCUCCACCCAUUCCGACGGCAGCAGUGGCCUCAGAAUGCCUCGACAUCAUAUUGUCCGUUUUCCUUCUUCUGUUUCAACUUUUAAAAUCAAUCAAAUGUUUCAUUUUUUGAUAGUUUCUCGAAACUUUUUUCCUCUCUCAAAAUCAAAGAGAGGAACAUUGUUUUUUAUCCUUUAAAACAAUUUUUCGCCUUCCUAGAUUUAGACGAUCAAAGAAAAAAUAAAAGGAAAUUAAAAAACAAUUGAUGAUCCUGGAAGUUAACGUUUUUUGAUCGGAUUUUCCCUUUUCUUUGAUUUUCGUUGUCGAGGAAAGCUAUCUCGUAACUUUAAUAGAUUCAUUUCAUUAUUUGAAACAAAAAAAUGGAAAUACAAGAAUUUUUUUCGAAUUUAUUCAAAAUUUUUGGGAAAUAAAGUCGCUUCCAAAGUAAUUUUUAGGAUCGAUCAAAGCCCAGUUCUUAGAAAACGCCCAGAUCUAUUUCCGAACAUUUUUCUUUAUUUUCGAUCAAAAUAUAUCUGAAGAAAUUUUUUUUUCUUUGAUAUUUUUUGUCAAAAACUCUUUGUUCUGAGAAAAUCGAACUUCGAUUUUAGGGCUUCCAAGGACCUUCUGAAAUUUAAUUUGGGUUUCACAGGUGCCGGGUCCUGCUCCCAACAAUAUGUACCUAAUGAACCACAACCUCUACCGACAAGCCGCCAACCAAUUCGACAAUACCAGUUCGUAUUUUAAUCAACUUCUUCUAAGUUGAACUUUGGCUUGAUUGUGGAAUUCAGUGAUGAGCACGGAUUCGGAGUCGAUGGUUUCGGCGCAGAUGACCAACUACGUCAAACCAGGUUACAAUAACCGGCGACAGUUUCAACAAGCCUACAUGGGCGGUCAGUUUGUUUUCGUUUAA